UGUUUGUGUUUCUUCUUUUUAGGAAACACAAGCGUAUGGCACGGACAUCUGGAUUUUAUUCUCGACUGCAAUUUGCCGGUAAAAUACAUUACUUGUUGUGAUAGUGAUGGAGGUGAUGAUGAUGAAACAGGAAGGAAGAGGUCAGAGGUUACAAAAUCUAGUGUGGGAGUUAAAAGAAAGGCAGCAGGUCUGAAGCUGAACCAACAAAUCGUGGCUGAAGUGAUUGUCUCCUCAUUUCUGAACAAGAAACUUCGUCCUUACAGCAGUAACUUUCUACUUCCUUGUAUCGGUGCCUGUGGCACAGACCAACUGGUUGUGUACUUCUAUGAUUCAGAACAUGAUGUCCUGUUAGAAAGUUGUCAGUUUGAACUCAGGAACGCAACAACAGGUGCUCUGAAUUUACUCACACUAAUUGUCAUAUGGUUAGUGGUCAACUAUAGAUAUACAUGCAGUGGCCUUCAACCAUAUAUGAUGAUGAAAUCAAAUUUUUAUAUGUUAGCAGAAGAGAAGCUUAAAGUUUAUCAAGAAGAACUAAGAUUCGGUUCUGUUGGACGAUUAGACAGCGAUGCUGUCGAAGAAUUGUCAGAUUUCCCGUGGAAUCCUGAGGGUUUGAAAGACAUCGAUGACGAAAUUGAAGAGCUCAAAAAAUAUUUCUGAAUAAUGUCUAUUAGACAGCAAAAAGUGUAAGAAAUGUUUGCUCAUAUGAAAUAUCUUUACAAGAUGUGUUAAAUACGAUUGCUGAGGGCUAUUCCAGUAAAAAAUAUUUAUUCAAUAAGAGAAAUAUUAAUGCAGAAAAAAAGAAAUAUUUUGCAUGGUGGGCGAUGGAGAAAAUGCCUCUUCAGGUGGUUCCUGUUUGACAAUUCUUGUGUCCUCAUGUUGGGUAGAUAUUUUACUGGAAUAACCCUAAAGAUGAUGAAUUGGAAUUU
This is a messenger RNA of Pecten maximus, 926 nucleotides long. RefSeq lists its product as uncharacterized. The annotation marks the transcript as partial. The record is from RefSeq and is a predicted model, not a curated record. Lineage: Eukaryota; Metazoa; Mollusca; Bivalvia; Pectinida; Pectinidae. The transcript has a single exon.